Trichobilharzia regenti is the source of this 822-nucleotide messenger RNA. The record is from the annotation of a GenBank genome assembly. Lineage: Eukaryota; Metazoa; Platyhelminthes; Trematoda; Strigeidida; Schistosomatidae.
GAAACAUUGUAAUCCCGACCUUUGACAGCCAGACUGAUGUUAUGACGACGUCAAUAUACGUCGCUAGAAAUUAGUGGAUAUCAGCCCUAGGUAUCUCGUCCAUCAGCACUUACACAACUAUCGAGAUACACCAAUUUAUCGACAACUUGCAAGCAGAUCACUUGCAAGAAUGAGAGUGUUGGUGUACAAAUUCCUGUCAAUUUUGCAACAAUACUUUACGCAUAGACAGAGUAAAGCACAUACCGAGCUUAGAGACACUUAUCACUGACCGAUUAAAUGUACAAAUGAAACACAUAUUUAAAGCUUCAAACUAAAAUUAUAUCAUUCAGGUUUACUCACCAAGUAAGGUGACUUGCCACACCGGUGCAAACUAUUGUUUAUUUAUUAUUCCCUUAGGUUACGAGUGGAAUAUGAGGCUUCAACAAAACAUCUCAGGUUCGUCCUGUUCUCUCUCAACCUCUUCAACUGGCAUUAACCACUGCCCAGAGGUUCUCAACUCCUCCCCAAACGAUUCCCUCCAUGUAACCAUAGAAUCUAAAACUAACUCGUCGUUUCUCACUCCGACUACAAAUUCGAAGGCCAGCAUGGUGAGCCAUGUUAAUCAACGGUCUCCUCAGCGUGUAUCCAAUCCAGAAUAUUUGUUGAACAAUAAGUUCUUGAUUGGUUGGUUCUCGGAAUCCCUUGUUGCUGAUCUUAUCUCUCCGACCAACAGAGAAGAAGGUUGCUGCCAACUCCCUCGAUAACGCGCGCACCAAGUUUCAGACCCAUGGAGAAGAACUCAUAUUGAACGGUUGGUUGUCGAAUACAUAUUAUUAUUAGUAG